AUGCCUGAAAGAAGCAAACCCAAAUUUGAGGGCACAAAGCGAUCAUGGAUAAGCUUCCGCACCGAUCGGAUCUGCUUAAAGGUAAUUGAAUAUUCCUUUGUUGCUUUAAUUUUGUUUUUCACGUAUUACACACAACACCCAACAGUCGCGCAAGAAUUGAAGUUACUUAAGAUGCCAUCUUUUCGUCAACAAAUUUACAAUCCUUUUUUAUUUGAAGUCACUUGCUAUGACUAUGCUACAGAUUUCGAAUAUAAGAUGUUUUUUGCUGCACGGCUAGUGGAUUGGUUGAUUGGGUGUUGA
This is a messenger RNA of Ilex paraguariensis (yerba mate), 300 nucleotides long. The record is from the annotation of a GenBank genome assembly. NCBI's taxonomy places the organism in Eukaryota, Viridiplantae, Streptophyta, Magnoliopsida, Aquifoliales, Aquifoliaceae.